Messenger RNA from Alternaria arborescens, 255 nucleotides. RefSeq lists its product as hypothetical. Lineage: Eukaryota; Fungi; Ascomycota; Dothideomycetes; Pleosporales; Pleosporaceae. The record is from RefSeq and is a predicted model, not a curated record. Bases 1 to 255 code for a protein of 84 amino acids. The transcript has a single exon.
AUGCCGAGGAUCGUACAGUUGCUAGCUGGACUCGCGCACAUCACUCUGCCUCAAGACCCGUCUCGGGAGCUGUGGUUGUACGGAGGCAAAGGCGGUCUGCUGUUCGCUGCCGACCUGACGGGCGAGGGACAUGUCACAACGUAUCCGAGUGACCAGGAGACAGUCACUAUUACUGCGCCUUUCGAGGGUGGUGUAAUCCCCGAGUAUGAAGUGAUCAAUGAAGGGCCGUGUACUGGGCGACAGACUUUUGUCUAG